Molecule: messenger RNA, 7099 nt
Organism: Monodelphis domestica (gray short-tailed opossum)
Lineage: Eukaryota; Metazoa; Chordata; Mammalia; Didelphimorphia; Didelphidae
Gene: IKZF5
Product: IKAROS family zinc finger 5
Biological process (GO): regulation of transcription by RNA polymerase II
Cellular component (GO): nucleus
Molecular function (GO): RNA polymerase II cis-regulatory region sequence-specific DNA binding; DNA-binding transcription activator activity, RNA polymerase II-specific
Source: RefSeq, a predicted model, not a curated record
AGCGGAAACACAACAAACAUGGCGGCAGCGGCGGCGGCGACGACGGUGACGAAGACAUCGACGGCAGCGGAGGUGGAGGUGGCAGCGGCGACAGAGACGACGACGGUGUUUGUUCGGGGCGGUUGUCAAGAGACCUCUGUAGGACUUUUCAAUUUUAGUUGAAAGUCUCUCAAUGGCCUUUUGGAGUCAAUUAAUGUAUUUCCAGAGAGGAUUUCAAUUACUCUACAUUUCAUCAAUGUUGGAGUGGAAAGAAAAAAGUGGAAUUGAUUUGGGUUGAAAAGGUAUAAGAAAUCAUAAACUCAGAAGGUGAAUAUGGGUGAAAAGAAACCAGAGCCUCUGGACUUUGUGAAAGAUUUUCAGGAAUAUCUCACUCAACAGACCCACCACGUGAAUAUGAUCUCUGGAUCAGUUAGUGGAGACAAAGAAGCAGAGGCUCUUCAGGGAGCUGGGACAGAUGGUGAUCAAAAUGGACUUGAUCAUCCAUCUGUUGAAGUUUCCUUGGAUGAAAACUCAGGAAUGCUGGUGGAUGGAUUUGAAAGAACAUUUGAUGGAAAGCUUAAAUGUCGAUACUGCAAUUAUGCCAGCAAAGGAACAGCACGGCUUAUUGAACAUAUUAGAAUUCACACAGGUGAAAAACCUCAUAGAUGUCACUUAUGUCCAUUUGCAUCAGCUUAUGAGCGUCAUCUGGAAGCCCAUAUGCGUUCCCAUACUGGUGAAAAACCAUACAAAUGUGAAUUAUGUUCCUUCCGCUGCAGUGAUAGAAGUAAUCUUUCCCAUCAUCGUAGACGUAAACAUAAAAUGGUACCAAUUAAAGGUACUAGGUCUUCCUUAAGCAGCAAGAAAAUGUGGGGGGUUUUACAAAAGAAGACUAGCAAUCUAGGGUACAGCAGGAGAGCACUAAUCAAUUUGAGCCCACCUUCCAUGGUGGUUCAGAAACCAGACUACCUGAAUGAUUUUACCCAUGAAAUCCCAAAUAUCCAGACUGAUACCUAUGAAAGCAUGGGAAAAACGACACAGACUAGUGGCCUACCAAGGGACCCACAAGAACUCAUGGUUGACAACCCUUUAAAUCAGCUAUCCACUCUAGCAGGACAGUUAUCUAGCUUGCCACCCGAGAAUCAAAACCCAGCAUCUCCCGAUGUUGUUCCAUGCUCUGAUGAAAAGCCUUUUAUGAUUCAGCAGCCCACCACUCCAGCAGUUAUUUCUGCUGUAUCAACAAGUAUGCCUCAGAGCUCCUCUCCUACAAGUCCCGAACCUCGGCCAUCACACAGUCAAAGGAACUAUAGCCCUGUGGCAGGCCCAAGCAGUGAACGAAGUGCUCACACUAGUACUCCCAGCAUAAGUAACAGCCAGCCCAGCACACCAACUCCAGUCCUGCCAGUUCAGGACCCUCAGCUUCUGCAUCACUGCCAGCACUGUGACAUGUACUUUGCAGACAAUAUUCUUUAUACUAUUCAUAUGGGAUGUCAUGGGUUUGAAAACCCUUUUCAAUGUAAUAUAUGUGGAUGCAAAUGUAAAAACAAGUAUGAUUUUGCCUGCCAUUUUGCAAGAGGGCAACAUAACCAGCACUGAUACAAAACAAUCACAUCAUGCUUUUUUUUUUUUGGGGGGGGGGUCUUGCUUUUCUAAAAUUUCAUGCUUUUAUAAAACAUCCUUAAUAGGUGUCUACUAAUUUAAGAGAUCAUAUUUUUUUGUUUCUAAGAUGCAAAUUUGACAAUGGAGACAAAUUUGUCUCUUUUGGGCAAGACCAUUUAUGAGUUAGUGAUAAAAAUAGAUAGGAUUUAAUUCAGUUUGAAUUCCCUCCCUCACCCCCAACCGGCUUCAUUCAGUAGAUAAGAAUCGGAGUGUACUUCUAUCUCAUGAGCCUUCAUUUAAAUUUCAUUCAUUUAAGACCCAUAAACGCUUCAUAAUGCUCAUCCAAGUUCUUCAUAUUUCUCUUCACAUAUUAUUUCAGCUUUAGAAGUGGCAUGGUACCUUGAAACUUCUACCAUGCUCUAAAAUGGUGAUUUUUAAAAUUUUACUAAACCAAACCACUUAAAAUGUUUAACAGAAGGGAUGUUUUAAAAUAACACUUAAUUGAUAACUUCAUGCCCAUGUACUGAGUUCAAGCAAUCUGUUAAACUAAUAAGGGGUUCCACUGGUUUUAGCUUAGGAAAUUGCCUUUUUGCCAAGGAAAAAAAUUAAGAGCAGUUUCUGAUGUUAAAAAAGUAUAAUUGUUAUUUUAAAAAUUCACAUGCCAAAUUUUUCUUGAAAAAAGAACCCCAGCAUCUAAAAUUAUUUUGAAAAAUAUGUUCACUUUUGUGAUAUAAAUAACAUUUCAUCUUUGUAUCUUUUUUACUGUUUUGGCAUUAGUGAAAAGGUGGUGUCCAUUUUCCAUUGCAUUCACACUACUGCACUUUCAGUCUACAGGAAAAAAAAAUUGAACUAAUAAGCAAAAUAAAAAUGUAUUUGUUGGAGAGUACCUGUUAUUUCACAGAAGAAAUGUCUUUUUCUUUUAACAUUGUGCUUUUUAAUUUGAAAUUUGUUCUGGUGUUAUAGGCAUCAGAUAACCAGAUAACUAAUAGGAGUUACAAUUUCCUCCUAAUAAUUUGAUUACCAAAGACGAACAUCAGAAUGUCAUCUUUUACAAUUACUUUUUUGGUCCUGGAAAAUAUCCUUCAAAAGGUUUUGGGGUUUUCUGCACUUCCUUCUGUCCCUUAUAUGACAAUCUUUUCUGAGAAAUCUACAGAAUCCUGGAUGUGUGUGAAAAAAUUUAGAUUUGAAAAAGUAAUCUAACAUGUGUCAGAGUAAGCCUAUUCAAAACCAGCCUUAAACUUUUGUGUAAAUUAUAGGUUAGUACCAGUGUUUUUUUUUUUAUUCAAUCUGUCAUGUUCAUUUGCAGUUAUGCCAAACAGUUAAAAAAUAUGAUUGUGUUCAGAUAAACAACUAUGAAGGGCACUUAUGUCAGUUCAAUAAAGGAUGGAAGAGUAACAAUGGGGAUAAAAUUUCCUAAAUUGACAUUUGAUAUUUUAGGGAUUAUAAGAAAUACUAGGUAAAAGUAAAGUGAAUUCACUUUGAAAAGGUUACUCUUUUUCCAAACAUAUGUAAUAAUAAAAUAAUUAGGUUGGUUAAACAAUAAAAUAUAUUCUUUUUGAUUUUAGGAUUCUGCGUUAUUUAUUGAUAAUUUCAAAAUAUAAAUUUAAAAAAUAGAGUUUGGAUCAUAAAAUAAUACUAGAGUCUUGCUUAGAAAAUCUUAAAUUUUACAGUACACUUAUUAGCCAAAAAACACUUCUGGACCAAAAUGGAAAACAUUGAUGACAUUAGCUAACAAUAAAGCUCCCUGACUGUAAGGCUAAAGGCCUCUCCAAUUCCCACUGAGCCGCUAAUGCUAGAAAGCCAUUAAAAUGUGCUUUUGUGUUUAGCAUAAAUUAUAAAUUAGUCUUAAUCAAAAUAUUUCAGCAUAUUGAAUUACUUUCCCCCAAACAAUUAUCUCUUCCUCAUAAAAAAAGGUAUUAGCCUUAGAAACAAACAUUCUAUUUUUCAGUAUUAUUUGAAUUAUUUAUUCUGAAAAUCAUUCUUACUGCAGGAACCUAAAUGUAAGAAUUGGCUCUGGUAUCUUAUUUUAAUGUGAAUAGGGGAAAAAACAAUUAUUUGAAACAUUUUGAAUUUUUUGAAAAUUGCUUAUGGAAUCCAGUAUACUCACUGUGUUCUGUGCCAAACAAUGACCUGAAUGUUUUUCUGACAACUAAAAGUAGAUUUUUAACAUGCAUUUAAAAAUUAAAUAUAUAAAAGGUAGUUUUCCAGUUUUAUACUAGUAUAUAUACAAAUACUAAUAUUUGCCAUAUAUAACCUAAAAUAAAGAGCACAAUUGGUAUCCCAAAGUUGUUUAAAAGCUAAAUUUAAUUCUAAAUGUGUUGAAAUGCACUAAAUCAUUAAAGGUCAAUCUACUAAUUGACUUUUGUAUUAGUUUAAAAAAUUUAGGAACUUAUUUAAAUACUGUAUUUGGGAAAAUGUUAAUUUCUAUACUUAAGUAUUAAACACACAUUUUUCCCCACUUUAUUUUUAGUCAAACAUUUUAUAAACAAAAAUUUAACAUGCACUAUUUAUAGUACUUUAUUGUUAACAGGCAUUUUAAUAUUCUGAGACUAAAUUUAUUUUUGUUUAGUGAACAUAACAGUUCAGAUUUUAAAAGUUGGUAGAUAACUUAUCUCCACUAAUAUUUUUUUAAGAAACUGUGAAGAUUAACAGGGAAUAAUUUUAUUUCAGAUUUUACAAAUGCAGUGUGUAAAUAUAGCUUCUUGAAAUUAAAGUAAAAAGUAGGAUUUUCUGUUAGAUCAUCCCAUAGGACAUUUUCACGGCUGUUUAAAUACAGAAAUAGAUGUGUUGCCAUAAAGGCACAGGAUUUAUAAUGACAAAGGGAAUGUUAAAUUACCAAGGAAUUUUCAUAGUCAGGCCUCAUGACAAAUUCAGGCUCUGAGAAAAUAUGUAUCAAACUGAUGUCUUAUUACAGAAAAACAUAUUCCCAGCUAAAUACUUUUUUUCACUAAGCAGUCUUAGAGCCUACAUGCGUCAUGUUCACGUUUGUUAAUAUGUAUUUCAAUGUAAAGAGCUUAUUUUGUAUUCAAAAGAUGAAUCUUGAGUUAUGGAUAUAAAAUACAUCAUAUUGUAUGGUGAGUACAGAAAAGUUUAAUGCCAAAUAACUCAACUUUAGUGCAGUUCAUGUUGUGAAGCUUUGCUUUUGUAAAAUAUGAAUAAAAUAGAGCUUUUUAAUGACUAAUAAUCUUUUUAAAAAAUCUACAACCCAAUUUAUUAACUGAGCAUGAAUAUACAGUGAAUCAGUAAAAGCAGCUUUUAUUAAGCAACAAUGUAGCAAAUAUAGUGUUCUGACAUCUGCAAAGCACUUUAAUACAUUGUUUCAGUUAAAACCCACUAAAUCUCAUGAGAAGAGGUAUUCGUUUUUUGCAACUGAAGAACCUGAAUCUCAAGAGAUGUUAAAUGAUUGUUUAUGGUCACACAGUGUCAAAGGUAGAAUUCAAUCAAUUAAUAAACAUUUAUUAAGUGCCUCCUAUGUGCCAGACACUGUGCCAAGCCCUGGGGAUACCAAGAAAAAGGUUCCUCAAGGAGCUCACAGUCAAUUUAGAUUCAAGUUCUUCAUAAUUUUGCAUCUAUAAUUUUUUCCACUAUCCCAUACUGCCUCAAAGUGACCUAAGCUAUCUAUAACUAAAUAGAUUGCUCUACCUGUUCUCUCCCCAAUACUAACUUGAUGCUAACAGAAUCCAGAAUCCAUUGCCAUCUAGUUCUCUUACACAACAAAUCUUCCUUUUGUUUGUUGUUGUCCAUCGUUAAUUCUACUGGGCAACUUGGUGGCCAAUAAACAUCAGAGACAGUCAUUCCCAAUAAUUUCCUAGGUUGCAUCUUAUUUAUAUAUCUUAAUUUUAUUUUGUAUAAAGCUCUCUCUGCAGCUUUAUUACUCUGGGCUGUUUGCCCAGACUAGAGUACUGUGGUGUUUAAAAAGCAACCCAAUUCCCUGAACUCUCUGUUGUUUGGCUAAGCUCAAUGAAAAGCUCAUGAUGCAUUUUAAAUACAUUUUUUUCCUUUCUGACAUUCUGAUUGUUUAGGAUUGAGUUCUUUAAAGUACUAAAGACCUCUGUUAAUCUGCCUGGCUACCAUGGUCAUUUUAAAUUGUUGAUCUUUAACUAGUUUGUGAAUGCUUGAAAAAAUUAAAGACAAUUCAUCCACAAUGCAAAUCAAUUUAAUAUUCCUUUGGAAUAUAUUUCUGCACAACAUUAUCUCUCUCAUAAUGAAAUAAAUGAAUGACAUCUGAAAUGCUGUUUUGACAGGAACAUGGAAUUUUUUUACUAUUUCCGUGUCGUAGGUCUUCCAGAAAGUCUGCCUUAAGCUUGGUAAGUUCUUCUGCUAGAAGCUUCAGCUUGUAGGCAAUCACUUUUUCAUCUAAAAAAAAUAUAUAAUCUUAAACAGUUUUUUCCAAAUAUGUAACAUAUGGAGUGACUACAAAUAUGGGCUAUGUAUCACCAGAACAAGACAGUUAUGUUACUUUUUUUUUGGGGGGGGGGAGGAACAGUUAUUUUGAAUAAGGUAAAUAAUGACAAUGUUCACUUGUUAAAUAGUUGUGUGCAGUACAUAGAGAUAGUGACAAAAAUAUUAAAUGUGAUACAAGCAUAUUAAUUGAAAUCAGUCAAAGAAAGUUGCUUAAAUAAUAGUUCAAAAUUUUACUGUUACCCAAUAGGAUCAAAGUUAGAAAGACAAAAUCCUUAUAUUGGUAAGAGUUAAGAGUUCAUAUAGGUGAUUCAUUAUCUUAUUGAUCUAAAACAUAGUAAUAAAUUUCCAACUGAAGAUAAUUCCUGAAAAUCAGACUACCUGAAGGCUAUCAUAAGUCAUCAAUAUAAGUCUCAUUGGCAUUGUUCUAUUGUGGCAUGGGCCCAUAUAUCACCUGGGAAAUUAUUUUGGUACAUAUAUUCCUGUUAUGCCUUUCCCUGGUACAAUUUCAUCUGUACUUUAGGAAUGAGAAAAUGUGAACAUCUAGUAAAAGUGCCCAGAAAUUAAAUAUGUGUUGAUUUCACCUUUUCUGUUUCACAUCACUGUAUAUCUCCCUAUAAUCUAGUGCAUUCAAUUCAGCACUUUCAUCUUGCAAACUAAACAAGCAAAAUUGUACUUUGCUUUCUUUAACAUGUUGUUGAAAAAUGUAUGCUAGAUUUGAUGAAAUAUAUCCAUGUCAGGUGAAUUUUACAAACCAUCCCCAUCUUACCUGUUGGGUGGAUCCUGUAUGUAAGAUUUAUGAAAGGCAUAGACAAGAAUCUCAGAGAAUGAAAAGACAUGAUGAUCUGUACUGGUGGAAGCCACCUCGAAAAGAUUAAGGAUUGAAGUACUCCACUGAAUUAAUUUAUAUUAUAAAUUCAUUCUGUUUGACAUAGUGUUUACUUGAGGCCUGCAUUGGUAUUUUGUAAUUCUGUAAUUCAAAGUUCCAAUUGGAAGUUAUAUGAAAACACAGCUAAAUUAUAUUCAAUAAGUAGUUAUUUGGAUUUUGGCAGAUGUUUUUAGAGAUGUUAUCAAAAUGGAAAUGAAAAGUCACAAAAUUUAUAUUAAAAGUAAUUCCUUUUUA